AUGACUCUGAACGGCGGCGGCAGCGGAGCCGGCGGGAACCGCGGCGGGGGCCGGGAACGCGAUCGCCGUCGGGGCAGCACACCUUGGGGCCCCGCGCCCCCGCUGCACCGCCGGAGCAUGCCGGUGGACGAGCGCGACCUGCAGGCGGCGCUGUCUCCGGGCGCUCUGACAACGUCCGAAGCCGGGACAGGGGCCCAGGGUCCGAGGCUGGACUGGCCCGAGGGCUCCUCCGACUCGCUCAGCUCGGGAGGAAGCGAUUCAGACGAGAGCGUUUACAAGGUGCUGCUGCUGGGGGCGCCUGGCGUGGGCAAGAGCGCUCUGGCGCGCAUCUUCGGAGGUGUAGAGGACGGGCCUGAAGCGGAAGCCGCAGGGCACACAUAUGACCGCUCCAUCACGGUGGAUGGAGAAGAGGCAUCACUCAUGGUCUAUGACAUUUGGGAUCAGGAUGGGGGUCGCUGGCUACCCGGCCACUGCCUGGCCAUGGGAGAUGCAUAUGUCAUCGUGUACUCAGUGACUGACAAGGGCAGCUUCGAGAAGGCCUCAGAGCUGCGGGUCCAGCUGCGGCGGGCGCGGCAGACUGAUGAUGUGCCCAUCAUCCUAGUGGGCAACAAGAGCGACCUGGUGCGCUCUCGAGAGGUCUCCUUGGACGAGGGCCGGGCCUGCGCCGUUGUCUUUGACUGCAAGUUCAUUGAGACGUCGGCUGCGCUGCACCACAACGUCCAGGCGCUGUUCGAGGGUGUCGUGCGUCAGAUACGCCUGCGCAGGGACAGCAAAGAGGCCAACGCACGUCGGCAAGCGGGUACGCGGCGGCGAGAGAGCCUGGGCAAGAAGGCGAAGCGCUUCCUGGGCCGCAUUGUCGCUCGAAACAGCCGCAAGAUGGCCAUGCGUGCCAAGUCCAAGUCCUGCCACGACCUGUCGGUGCUCUAG
This is a messenger RNA of Rangifer tarandus platyrhynchus (Svalbard reindeer), 927 nucleotides long. NCBI's taxonomy places the organism in Eukaryota, Metazoa, Chordata, Mammalia, Artiodactyla, Cervidae. The record is from the annotation of a GenBank genome assembly.